UAAUGGCUGUGCAUGGAUUUUCUGGCUGCAUUAGCUAAUAUCUCGCCUGUGUAUAGUUAACUUUGCAGCCUGUUGUUUCUGAUUAGUGGCUGACAGCUAUGUACCAUUCCAUAUAUUACUAAGUGACAGACUGUCAGCAUGACUAAUUACACCAUAAAGGAUUGAGUUAGCUUUGAGGUUGUCAAUGGGCUUUAUUUCUGCUGAUUGUUUCCUUGUGAACUGCUGUUGUCUGGAAUAUGUGUUGAACUUUGGGAGUGGAAACAUAAGGAAUAAAGAGGAUUAGAACUACAGGGUCAUAAGAACCUGCCUAGGGCAACAUGUCAAGAGAGGAUUUACUACAAACAACGCACUACACUGACAGAGGGCAGUCUUUUCUUCCUGUAAUCCCUGUCAGCAGUGUAAACAUCCUAGAAAAUCGUCUGUCCAAUCAGGAAAGGACCACCGCUACACUUCUGGAAGAAGCAUUUAAAAUCAAGGAUAACAUCAUUGCCAGUUCCAGGAGAUUCCAUGUUCCCUCUCAGGGAGAAAUAGUGGCCCGUAAACUGUUGGAAAACCACAUUCAGACUAUUACAAAUAUAGUCAAACAACUGAGUCAUGAUAUUCAGGUGUUAGAAGCACAAAUCAGAGCCAGGGACAAUGUGACUGCAGGAACCAGUUUUGUAGUGCAAAGCCUGGACCGUAAGCAUCUGUCUGACAUUGGAGAGCUAAGGGGCAGAGUUGCAAGAUGUGAUGCAAGUAUCUCCAAACUGUCAGGAGAUUUAAAUGGGCUCACCAUCGAGAUCAAGAGGUUGGAGAAAGAACAGCACAACAUCAAGUCAUCAACAGAAAUGCACAUGAAAGACUUAGAUCUUAAGAUAUCACAGUUACUAAGUAAAAUGGAGAACUCACUAAUGGAACUGAACUCAAAAUUAAAAAUGGCACAAGGGGAGCAACGCCAUGAGGUUCAGAAUCUGGAUACCAAAGUCCUUGGACUUCUGGAGAGUCUAAAUAAUCAAAUCCAGGAUCAGCGGAAGUGGACAGAAAUGCAGAUCAACAAAUCCCAGGAAUCCCAAGCCGAGCACCUGAACCAUUUACAGAGUGUUAUGCAUGAGAAACUGACUGGCUUGAACUGGUUUAAUGACAUUGUGUCCCAGUAUAGUGACCUAAAGGAGAUUGAUAAGGAAAUUGAUACAACAGAAAAGAAAACACAGGAAGGCAUAAACUAUCUAGCAAUAAAUUUAGAAAAAGCAGGUGAGAGGCAUAAGCAUGAAAAUGAGAGGGACCAAAUGAAGAAGAAAAUGGAAGAAAAACUGAAUGUCCGACUUAAAAGAAUGGAACAAGAGAUCUGGGAUGAGCUUGACAAUAUGAAGAAGGAAUACAGAGCAGGCUUCCAAUCGAUUACUGACUCCUUGAAUUAUCUACAUAAAAUAAAUGACACAAAGAUGAAAGUGGAACAACAGAAGGUCCAGAAGGAUAUGAAGCACAUAAAAAGGAAGAUUAUCAACCUUAAAGAAGUUUGAAUUUUGCUUAAAAAUAAAUAAUAAUUGAAUUAUUGGCUCAGCAGUCUGUAAACUGGUUAAACAUUAUUUUUCAGCACAAAACAGUUUUGUUUCUUCUCAUGUAAUAAUGCAACAUAAUCAUAAAAACCUAAUCAAUUAUUAUGAAAACCAUUUUAAUAAUGAAGUAUGACUUUCUGUGUUUUAAAUAGCUGUUGCACCUCAGUAAACAAUUCUGAAAAUAUCUUACACAGAUCAUAUUAGGUUUAAGUCGCUUCCUAUUUUUUUUUUCUUUCUGUACAAUCUGAAAUAUUCAUGGA
Molecule: messenger RNA, 1795 nt
Organism: Protopterus annectens (West African lungfish)
Lineage: Eukaryota; Metazoa; Chordata; Ceratodontiformes; Protopteridae
Gene: FAM81B
Product: family with sequence similarity 81 member B
Exons: 10
Coding region: 318-1499 (393 amino acids)
Source: RefSeq, a predicted model, not a curated record